Messenger RNA from Brienomyrus brachyistius, 2335 nucleotides. RefSeq lists its product as uncharacterized. The transcript has a single exon. Bases 1141 to 2184 code for a protein of 347 amino acids. Lineage: Eukaryota; Metazoa; Chordata; Actinopteri; Osteoglossiformes; Mormyridae. The record is from RefSeq and is a predicted model, not a curated record.
UGUGCCCAUGUGUGAAUGCCUCUGCGGGCCCGGGAUCUGUGUCUCGGAAGCUGUGUUCCUCUAAAAGGAGGCUGUGCCCAUGUGUGAAUGCCUCUGCGGGCCCGGGAUCUGUGUCUCGGAAGCUGUGUUCCUCUAAAAGGAGGCUGUGCCCAUGUGUAAAUGCCUCUGCGGGCCCGGGAGCUGUGUCUCGGAAGCUGUGUUCCUCUAAAAGGAGGCUGUGCUCCUGUGUAAAUGCCUUGCUGGCCAGGGAGCUGUGUCUCGGAAGCUGUGUUCCUCUAAAAGGAGGCUGUGCUCCUGUGUAAAUGCCUCUGCGGGCCCGGGAGCUGUGUCUCAGACUGAGUAGAUGCAAGACAGAGCAUCUACUCCCCUCAUCAAAAUCAGUGGUAUAAAAGAAAAUCAAAGAAGUAAUAUAAAAUGACACAAUGUUGCAUGCAUUUUGAACUUCGAUGUGCCUUUGCUUUUAUGGUUUUGUCCUAAUCUCUGUAAUCCUCUUGGGCCUUCCAAACCAGUGUCUGGCAGUGAAAUCACUGGGGUGUUUAAGGAGAAAUUGUUAUUGAAAACUGCUGGAUGUGUCCUUGCUUACAAAAAAUACUGUAGUCGAAGAGAAUUUUGUAAGCAGGUUAUGUGGAAUGAAUUAUUAAAGAAUUUUAAGUGGAGAGGAUUUUUGGUGAAACCAGACCUUGUUAUGGUAGGAGUCCAAAACUCACAUUUUUAUGCAGUUGUGUAAGUUUUUCAAUUGAGGUCAAUAUGUAAAUCAUUCAGGUUCCAUGAACAAGUUAAAAUAUCUUGCCAUAAGCAAAACAUAACAGAUUUUAUUAUGUUUACUGCAGUGUUUGUGAUGGGGAGAUGUCAGUGCUUUGACCUACAGAGUCGAAAUAUUAUGGCUGAAGCCAGACAGGUGGCGCCAUCUGAUGGAUGACUUGCAGCUAAAGGCGAUCAUCUAGCCGCUUUUGUCAGUGACACGCAGCGGUCAGAAGGGGUGGCUGUACUGUCACGAGGAGAUUACAGGGGUCAGCGCUGUAAUGCCGGUCAUGUUAUCCGCCCAGGAUUGGGGGCAAGCGUGCCUAUCAGGCCAGUGCCACCGGAUUACCGGAUUUAGUGUAGGGCUUGCCCUGCUAGCCGCCCAUUCUGCUACCGACAAUGUCUGGGGAGACACGGGCAGCAUCCCUGCGGAGAUCCCUGCGUGACGCCGAGCACGGCCGGCCCAUAAGCGCGCGGGACUCCUGCCGAGUCUGCGGCAACCUCCCCCGGGGCAGCCUCUGCCGCUGGAUGUUCAGCCCCUCGGGAAGGACGAAGCUGCAGGUGGCACUGUCCUACGCGCUGGGUUGCGAAGUGGCGCGCGACGGCCGCUGCGAGUUCCUCUGCGGCAAGUGCGCCCACAUGCUGGAGCGUGUGCUCGAGUGCCGCCUGCUCAUCGGUCGGCUUCAGGUGACUCACAGGGCCCAGGAGCAGAAGCUGCAGGUGGAGAAGGAGAACCUGAUACGGUGCAUCAGCCACUUGUACAGGAAACACAAUGAGUGCAUGGUGGCGGCUGAAGGGGAUUGUGCUCCCACUAGGAGCUCAUCCAGGACCAGCGUUGAAGUUCAAAUCGCUUCAGAGGGGUCGGUUUCAGAGGAGCAGCUCUCACCUGCCAGAAGCUGUGAUGACGGUGAAACCAGGGCUCCAGCAGCUGGCUCCGGCUCACAGCCGAUGUCUCUCCCCUCCCAACACAUGUACAUGGAGGUCGAGCUCCACAAAAGUAGCACGUCAGCCUUGUAUCAGAAGCGCUCCUCCUCCAUUCAGUCUUUAACCUCGGAAUGUUCCGAGUCCCGCUCCCUUCCUGGAUCGUCGGGAUCUGCAGUGCAGAAGGCCACAGGGGACAGCCCCCAACCCGCCCGUCCUGAUCCCGUGGCCAGAUUCAGGAGAGGGCAUCUACAGGGAAGCCCUUUUACUCAGACUUUCAUGAUCUCCGAUGUCCUCAGUCUUCUUCGAAGCAUCCCGAGAAGAGCCCUCUUAUCACAGCCAAAGAGUAAGAUACCCAUCCUUACGAGAUCCGUCCCCUUGGGAACAGUGUCCGGUACUUCUUCAGCUCAGAGUCAGACGGAAACAGCCAGAAAUCAGCUGGCUGCAGAAUGGGAUUUUUUACAAGAUCUGACAGAUGCAUUUAACGAUGAGUACACAGUCCUUAAAGCUGAGGUAACCUGAUCACAAGCCCAUGUGCUUCUCAAGGCUGCAUUAAGAUGUGAGCAGUUUUGUGCCUGUGUUUGUCUUUUUAUGUCUUUGUAGGACCUUAUGGGAUCUUAUUACAUUUCUACUGUGCUUUUGUUGUUUCUAUCAAUAUUCACAAUUAUGCUAA